AUGUCAACACUCGGCACGAACUUUCGGGGUUCAGGGUUUAGGGGUUUGACUCUGGCUCGCCCAUUUGCAACGUUUGAUGCCAAGCUAUAUGGCCUACGGAGGUGGCAAGGGUGCACACUCUCUGCAGCAGCAGCAGCUGCUGUUUUGUCUGUGAGCAGCACCCCUGCUGCUGCUGCUGCUGCUGCUGCUGCUGCUGCUGCUGGCGGCUCCUCUUUUUACCUCAUCAGCAGCAGCGAAGGACCAGUUUUGCUGCUGCUGCUGCAGCCGCCACAAAUAAGGCAGCCCUCUGCAGGUGCACGAGCGCUGGCCUUGCACUCCAGCGCUUUCAGGCAGCAGCAGCAGCAGCAGCAGCAGCAAAAGGUCCCUUUGAAGCAGCAUACCGAGCAAGCGAAAGGCGAGCAGCAACAGCAGCAGCAGCGAGGGCAGCAGGAGAAGCAGCAGCAACAGCAGCAGCAGCACCGAGAGAAACAGCAGCAGCGGCCGGACUCAGCCAUAAUUCCUUUCUGGGUCUUUUUUACAAAAAAUGGCUUACGGCAGCAGCAGCAGCAGCAGCAACGGCAGCAGCAGCAGCAUUCUGUCUUUGGAAAGAGCAGCAGCAGCUUAAGGACACUAACCUGCGAGAAGGGCAACAGCGGCAAACACGAUGCCGGGAUCGUUUUGCUGCCUCUCUGCUGCAGCAGCUUUUUCUGUCGCCUUGCAGAAGCAAAAGUCCCCCAAUCCGCCACUAUUGCUGCUGCUACUGCUGCUGCUGCUGCUGCUGGUGCUAGAAGAAAUCCUGCUAGUGCUCUUCUUCUCCUGGUGGCACAAGGGGAAUUUACUCCCAUGCCCAAGCCACUAGACAGCAAAAAGCUGCAGCAGAACAGUUUGCUGCUGCAGCAGCAGCAACGCCAAGGGCAUGCCCUUCUUUUGUCUGUCUUUGACAAACUAUCAGAUUUUCCUGCAAGCCCCCCUGCUGCUGUUGCUGCUGCUGCCGCUGCUGCUGCUGCUGUUGCUGCUGCUGCUGCUUGUAUCACUUUGCACUGUUACUCCUGGCGAAGCUGCUGCUGUUGCUGUUGCUGCUGCUGCUGCUGCUGCAGGUACAUUUUUGGCAUACGAAUUGGGCGUUGCGAUUCCUUGCUGUCUCUGCUGCACAAGCCUUUAAGCGCAGCAGCAACAGCAGCAGCAGCAGCAGCAAUUGCUUACCCUCCGUGUCCGUUGACACUGGUUUUCUUAAAGGCGCUGCAGCAAAUGCAUGCAGCAGCAGCAGCAGCAAAAGCAGCGGGGCCCCACACCGGCGGCUUGCUGCUGCCGCAGUGGCGGCUGCAAUACUCUGUGCUGCGCCAGAGAGGCAGCAACCGUGCUGCUGCUGCUGCUGCUGCUGCAACAAUCUGUAUCUAUCCGGAAGAAGCACUGCGUAUGAUAUGCCAGGCCCACUUGCCACGCGGAGAAGUGUGCGGAGAAGAUCAGUCUGGAAGACAGAGGCAGCAGCAAGUCACGAAGUGCCACCGUGCAGGGGCCCAGCAGGAGUUGGGCCACUAUGAGCAGCAGCAGCGGCAGCAGCAGACGUGGCAGCAGCAGGGAGCAGCAGCAGCAGCCACUGCUAGCGCGGCUGCUGCUGCUGCUGCUGCUGCUGCUGCUGAACAAAGGCGGCAAAGGAGACUGUCUUCUUUGGAAGCAAACAAUGAGGCAGAUGCAGUUGACACUCGCUCUGCACUUCGAGGGUCGCCAGUUGCUGCUGCUGCUGUUGCUGUUGCGGCUGCUGCUGCUGCUGCACGGCCUGGUGCUGCAGCAGCGACGGCAGCAGCAAUAGCAGCAGCGAACUGCGGAGCCACGUCAGCCAUUUCGAAAGGCUCGGCAGCUCAGACACAAGAGGAGCUGCAAUGGGCAGUCAGACCCAGCACGCCCAAGCAGCAGCAGAAGCAGCAGCAGCGGAAGCAGAUGCAGCAGCAGCAGAAGCAGCAGCUGCUGUUACACGACCUGCUGCUGCAGCAAAAAAAAUCAACGGAAGAAGGGCUGCUGCUUUUGCCAGCAACAGCCGCAUGCCGCCACGACCUGCCCCUCCUGCUAUCCACUCAGCAGCAGCAACAGCAGCAGCAGCAGCAGCAGCUGCUGCUGCUGCAGAAUCCAGCUGAAACAGAGGGCCCCUACCCCAAGUGCUGGGGCGCAGCCAUAUCACUUGCUUCUGUGGAAUAUGUGCUGCGAGCUGAGGGGGCGCCACCCCCCAUGCCCUUGUCGCAGCUGCUGCAGCUGCAGCAGCAGCAGCAGCAGCAGCCGCAGCAACAGCAGCAGCAGCAGCAGCAACAGCAACAGCAGCUGCAGCAGCAACAGCAGCAGCAACGCCCGCAAAGACAUCUAUACGGAGAAAGCAGGCAUCUCGCAGGAGCUGCAAAGACAUCUGAAGAGAUAACAGACCCGCAUGCAGCGCACUGGCGUGAUUUCUUGCUGCGGUCUAAAGCAGCGAAGCAGCAGCAGCAGCAACAGCAGCAGCAGCAAGAGCAGCAGCAGCAGCAGGAGCAACAGCAGCAGCACCAGCAGCAACAGCAGCACCAGCAACAGCAACAGCAGCAGCAGCAGCAGAAGCAGGAGCAAGAGCAGCAGCAGCAGCAGAAGCUGCAGCAAUACACGCUGCAGCAGCAACAGGCCAGCCAGAAGCAGCAUCUACUCUACCGGCAGCACCAACUCUACCAGCAGCAGCAGCAGCAAUUGCAGUAUCAGGAACGGCAGCAGCAGCAAAAACAGCGACAGCAGCAACAGCUGCAAAUGUGGCAGCAGCAGCAGCAGCAGCAGCAGCAGCACACUUGGCAGCAACACCAGACCUUCCAGCAGCAGCAAAAUAGGCAACAUCAAUAUAAGUAUCAGUGGCAGCAGCAGCAGCAGAGUCUGCUGCAGCACGAGCAGCAUCAGCGGCACUUUCAGCAGCGGCAGGAGCAGCAACAGCAGUUGCAGCAAUUGCAUCAAUUGCAACAACAGCAGGAGCAACAACAUUGGCAUUUCCAGCAGCAGCAGCAGCAACAGCAGAGGCAAAUGUUUGACCCUCUCCAUCGCUGCUGCAGCAGCCACUUUAGCUCUGCUUGGCAGCAGGGCAAGCAGCACCAGCAACAGCAGCAGCAGCAGUGGCAGCAGCGGCAGCAGCAGUGGCACCAGCGGCAGCAGCAGCCGCGUUCGCGAUGCCGGCCGCGGCAGCAGCAGCAGCACCAGCAGCACCAGCAGCAGUACUACGGCCAGCAGCAGCAUCAGCAGCAGCAGCAGCAGCAGCAGCAGCAGCGCCCGCUGCAGUGCUGGCGUCCAGUGUCUCUCCAGAAACCCUAA
Molecule: messenger RNA, 3288 nt
Organism: Eimeria tenella
Lineage: Eukaryota; Apicomplexa; Conoidasida; Eucoccidiorida; Eimeriidae
Exons: 8
Coding region: 1-3288 (1095 amino acids)
Source: RefSeq, a predicted model, not a curated record